Messenger RNA from Cataglyphis hispanica, 886 nucleotides. RefSeq lists its product as uncharacterized. The transcript has a single exon. The coding region runs from base 1 to 579 and encodes 192 amino acids. Lineage: Eukaryota; Metazoa; Arthropoda; Insecta; Hymenoptera; Formicidae. The record is from RefSeq and is a predicted model, not a curated record.
AUGUUUCCUGCAGAGAAACCUGCUCUCCUCAAUACAAUCGCUAGAAGACUCACUGGCCAUUCCACCGAUACGAACGUAGUCUCCAUGUACAAUCUGCUAGACGAAGCUUCUCUCAAUAAAAUAGCUGAGAAUGCCGCUUCUCGAGUAUGGAAUGGAUUUGUCACAUUUGGUUCUGCAACAGCCGGUAUAUUUGGCAUCCUAGUAGUCAUCCGCAUUAUAAAAAUCAUUGUCGAUACUGCUAUUCAUGGAUAUGCUCUACAUACUGCCUAUGGAUGGAGUUUACAUUUAUUGGGAGCGAUCUGGAGCUCUCUCGCCCAUUUAUUACUUCAUCUCGCACGAGGACCAAUUAACAAAGACGACAACAACAAGGACGACAUAUCACCACCCUCUGCACCCAAAGAGCCACCCCUAUUGCCCCUAGAACCACCAGCGACCGAUUGUUCUUUAAAAAUAAGCGAAAAUGCUGGAGUCAACAUCGAAUCAGCAACCAUUGAGAUAGAUGAUUCUGAAAAUCAUGCUUAUAGAAAUCUAAGAGACCGAUUGAAGAAUCUCGAACAAAUCACUACGAAAACAUCGUAAUUUGUUCUUAAAUAAGGGGGGAGGUGUAACGUCCUGCCAAUUUUAAAAACUAUAUUUUAGCUAGUAAUUAAGUACCGCUUUUAUCCCUACAAAAUACCUAUAGAAUAAUUAUGUAAUCCAUUUGCUUUUAUUUUAAUUGUUAACUAAUUUCAUUAAUCGCUUAUUAUUUUAGUUCCAUAUGGUUAUUUAGCCUAAAACCUGAAUAUAUUUUAAUCCUUUUAGUAAUAAUAAUCGAUGGCGCAAGGAAUUGAGAAUUCCUUGGAUCGACGAAUCAGGAAGCAUUAUUUAGAACUAGCUAGUUGUACAG